AUGCACAAUGGGACUGGUUAUGACUCAUAUUUCCUGUUGGAUAACAAUCCAGCAUACCCUAGUAUUGUAAACCUGAGGGGAACCUCGGGUUUAGAACAACAUCGCCUCCUUUCUCCUUUCUCCUUCGAUCGUCUACGGCCUACGCUUCCUCCCUCCUUCGUUCUUCUACGCCCUUACCUCCGCCUCUGCUCUUUCGAUUGUCUACGCCUCUUCCUCCUCCUCCUUGGCUUUUCUCCUCGGCUAUCGGCUAUUUCGUACCCAGAAGUGUUGGAUCCUGAGCAAGCAGUGAAAGAGCUAUCUGGUAAUCUAAUGACUAAUACUAUUAAUUGGAUAUGCUGUGCUCUUGCUGGGGGUCCCUUGAUGCAAGCUCGCAACUUUGCUGUUAUGACUGGUGUCAAUGCUGGCAUAUCCUGUGUCAUGAAAAGAUUGAGAGGUUUUUACCAAAAAAAAUUGAGAGGCAAGGAGGAUGUUCAAUCUAGGUCAUUUGAGGAGUAA
Prunus armeniaca (apricot) is the source of this 495-nucleotide messenger RNA. The record is from the annotation of a GenBank genome assembly. Lineage: Eukaryota; Viridiplantae; Streptophyta; Magnoliopsida; Rosales; Rosaceae.